GUGGUGGCAGCAAUGGAAGCAAUGGAAGAAGUGUCGGCUGGAAGGGUGGAGGUGUGUGCGGUGCGUCAGCGAGGCCCUGGCCGCCCAUAUCGUCCAAGUCCCGGUCUUCGCUAGAUGGCCCUGCAGCCGAGCGGCUGGCGCGUGCGUGGCGGGGAGUGGCGGCUUGCAUCAGUGUACCUGUGGCAGCCGUGAGGAUGAGCGGUGUCUGGCUGAGGUCCCAUUGCGCCGCAGUUGGGACGGGCGGCGCCCACACCCGCACUCCGGGCUGUUGAGCGCGGCGCAGCCACGCUGUCGGCAGGCCGCUCAGGCCCGCCCUGAGCACCGGCCGCAGCAGCAGCAACGCUCGCGACGCUGCUUCUGCUGCUGGUGGUUGAGGUGGUGGCGGUGGCUGUUCGUGGCCGCCCCCGCCCACCAGCACCAGCAGUGUCCCCCUCAGGAGGAGGAGGCGGACGGCGGGCACCAAGACGGGCUGCCGCGCCCGGAGGGAGACGCGCUGGGCCAGGCGCAGCACAAACCAGCGAAAAAGCGCCCCCAACAGGGCCAGGGGAGCCGGGCAGGCCCGCCCAACGGCGACGACAGCGGGAGCCCCAAGCAGGGCGGCGGCGGCGGCGGCAGCAGCAGCAUGGCGCUGGCCAAGGCCGCGACAACCCCGCCUGGUCACUGCUUCGUCAAGCGCACCUUCCACAAGCCCGUCUACUGCCAUCACUGCACCGACUUGCUCUGGGGCAUCAUCGGCCAAGGAUACACUUGCGAGGUCUGCAACUUUGUGUGUCACGACAAAUGCCUCAAGACGGUCGUGUCGCCAUGCUCCAGCGUGGCCUCCACCCUCGUGAAGACUCCGGUGGCUCACUGCUGGUCAGAGCCAAUUCACGUUCGUCGCCGCCACUGUAAUGUCUGCCGCAAGAAACUGGACGAUACAUUAGCCCUGAAAUGUGAAGUGUGCGAGUACUUUGUGCACGUGGACUGCGAGGACUUCGUGGUUCCAAACUGCAAGGACUGCGCCAUCUUUAUCCUGGACAAGACUCUUCCCCAAGUGGUACAACAACACCACUGGCGUGAGGGAAACUUACCUGCCAACUCAAAAUGUGUGGUGGACAAGAAGACAUGCUGGACGGGCCGAGUGUCUGGCGGGCUGCGGUGCGAGUGGUGCGGCUACACGGUGCACGCCAGCUGCUCCAGCAGGGUGCCGGAGACAUGCACCUUUGGACUGCUGGAACCCAUCAUGCUGCCCCCGAGUGCUGUAAGCAUCCCACGAACAGAGGUGCCCAUGGAAGCCAUCAUUGGGGUACAGAACAGGAGGAAGGACACGCUCUCCCGCGAAUCAAGGAGCAUCUCUGAGGAGUUCGUGAGUGAGGGCUACAAGGCGCGUGAGUCUGAGGAGCCAGCCAUGAGGGAGAGAUCCAAGGACAGGGAUGAGAAGGACGAAGAGGUGGUCAAGGUGUUUGAUGGCAACAGCUCCCAGAGGCGCCGCAUGUUCCGCCCCAUCACGAUCUCCAAGACUGCCUCGGUGGCGGAGUUCCUGACGGCGGCGCUGCGUGCUUUCCACCUGCCGCAGGAGGUCGGUAAUACCUACCUGACGGACGCCUCUGCUGCCGAGGAGACCGAGCUGACUGAUGCCUUGCCCGUGUCCAAGCUGACCCGUCGGGAUGGCAAGCGACCAGCGGUGUUCCUCAGAUACAGGGAGAAAGGCAAUGAUGAGGGCCAGAUUCACGUAUACCCGUCUCGCUUGGGCGGUGCUGUGGGCGUGGAACAUACAGUGCUGCCCGUCACCUCCCACACCUGCGUCACGGAGGUCAUCUCGCUGGCCCUCAAGAAGUUCGACUUGCCUGACGCCAACCCUGAGGACUACCGCCUGGUGGAGGUCAUGCUGGACAAGGGAGUAUCAGAGAGGGUGAUGGAGAAUUCUGAGCGCCCCUGGGAGCUAAUGAAGGCCGUGGCGAGGGAGAGUGUGCGGCAGAUGGAGAUGAUGCGCUUCUAUCUCCAGCUAGCAAAGGACCCCCACGGCUCCAACAUUGCUCUCUUCGUCGGCAACCUUCCCCCGAACCUGUCCCAGCGCCAGUACGACAAUAUACUGACUGACAUCCUCGGAAACGCUGCCGGCUACAAGUACUCCAGCAUCGGCCCCAUCUACUACGAGUACGGGUCAAUGGUCAUUACCUACGAAGACUCUGACUUGGCAGUGCGGGCCUUCUACACCCUGAGGGAAUCCCGCUACGACGACAAGACUCUGCUGGUGAUGCUGCUGCCUAACGUACAGCCCCAGCUCAUCCCCGAUGGCGUCCAGCCGCUGCUCGUGUUCGUCAACGUGAAGUCUGGCGGGUGUCAGGGCUUGCAGCUGAUCCACUCCUUCAGGAAGCUCCUCAACCCUUACCAAGUGUUCGACCUGGACAACGGAGGACCGCUGCCGGGGCUGUACGUGUUCCGCAAGGUAAAGAGCUACAAGAUCCUGGUCUGUGGCGGGGACGGAACCAUCGGUUGGGUGCUGCAGUGCUUGGAUAACGUCGGGCAGGACUCGGAGUGCGAACACCCUGCUUGCGCUAUCGUUCCCCUGGGCACCGGUAACGACCUGGCCCGUGUGCUGCGCUGGGGCCCGGGUUAUAACGGCGGCGAGGACCCCAUCAACCUGCUGAAGGACGUGAUUGAGGCCGAGGAAGUGAGGCUGGACCGCUGGACUGUGGUGUUCCAUGUGGACGAGAAGAUGGAAGACAAACCCACCCAGACCAACUCCACCGCCGGGUCCACCAGCGAGGACAACACCCAGAUCUUCGUAAUGAACAACUACUUCGGUAUCGGCAUCGAGGCGGAGCUGUGCCUCGACUUCCACAACGCCCGCGAGGAGAACCCCAACAAGUUCAACAGCAGGCUGCACAACAAGAGCGUGUACGUCAAGAUGGGGCUGCGCAAGAUGGUCUCCCGCAAGCUCUGUAAGGACCUGCACAAGGAGAUACGCCUCGAGGUGGACGGCAAGCCUGUGGAGCUGCCGCCGCUGGAGGGAGUCAUCAUCCUCAACAUCCUGUCGUGGGGGUCAGGAGCCAACCCUUGGGGGCCAGAGAAGGACGACCAGUUCAACAAGCCCAACCACUGGGACGGACACCUUGAGGUUGUGGGAGUGACUGGCAUCGUCCACCUCGGUCAGAUCCAGUCAGGCCUGCGAUCUGCCAUCCGCAUCGCCCAGGGAGGUCACAUCCGUAUCAAGCUGAACUCCGAGCUGCCGGUUCAAGUGGAUGGUGAACCGUGGAACCAGGCGCCCGGCGAGGUGGUGGUUCUCAAGUCGGCCCUCAAGGCUACCAUGCUGAAGAAGACUUCCAAAUCCAAGCUGAAGCGACGCAACACUGAGCCGUCGAUGGCCGGGGCUGAGGUUCCCCGCCUAGAGGUACGGCCAGAUCCCGCUUCCUCACACCCCCUCUAGUGCGACACCCUCAACACCUCCAGUCUAUCUAUGGGCGAUUAUAAACCUCCCAUACCUCGUGUUUAUCUACAUCCCUGAUAACCUCAAGAUAUUUUCCUCUAUAUCUUCACUACCAAUAUUGCAUUCUACUCUCGCUGAUACUCCCCACACUCUCCCCACACAUGGUGGUCCUAUAAUAAUCUCUCCCUCCCCCCACUCCAGCUCCUCCUCUGCUUCCCAACAAUCUUUUCAUUGCCUCGCCACAUCAAAUACCUUCCUUGUAAUAGUCUUUUACCCCUCCCGCUUCCUCCAGGCCUUAUCCUUAUCCUCAUCCAUCUACCCCUUUCCUCCUCUCCUCCCUCCCCUCUCCCCCAAGCAGCAGGGACAGUCGCCUGCCGUAACUGAAUCAUCAAGAACCAAGAGAACAACUACUACUACUACUACGAUUAGCGACUAUUGCCAAGACCCGCUUACCACAAGACUGCAGAGAACGCGAGUACACGAGACUGGCGGCCGGCGGUGACUGGAAAACACACGUGGCCAGCCAGUCAGUCGGUCAAUCAUACAGUCAGUCACCCAGUCACAAACCAAGACAUUCCAAAUGAGUGGAGAUGUAGGAGGAGUGGGUGAAAUAUAUAUCUAGCAGGUCCCCUCCUUCACUCCUCACUCCUCACUCCUCCACCCUGUCCUCUUCUCUUCCUUUUGUCCGGCGCCCGAUCAGGUUGGCUCACGAGCUUGUGGGAGUCGUUACCUUCCCUUCCCCUUCCUCCGCCAGCAGACGCCCGGCAGGAGGGACUGGGUGACUGACGCUGAACUUUCAUGGUUGAAAAGGACCAUUGUUAAAGGAAUUUGCCACAACGCACGUGACUGUUAGGAUACAAGAAGCAAGCACGUCCCAGUGGCUGAUUAUUAUUAUUAUUAUUAUUAUUAUUAUUAUUAUUAUUAUUAUUAUUAUUAUUAUUAUUAUUAUUAUUAUUAUUAUGUUCGUUUCGUCGUCCGUUUUCCAGUACAUGCUCCUCUAUUAUGUCUCGCCUUCCAUGCCUCAAAAAAAUUAUUAUAUUAGUUGUCACAAAGUUAACAGCUCACGGCCCACCAAGUAAGAAGAAAAAAAGUAUAAGAAAAACCAGACGACGUUAAGAAGCCCGCAGUGCACGACGGAGGCGCCGGAGACACAGACAGCAGGCUUGAGGAUGAAGUGUUGGAGAAGGUGAGGCGGAGCAAAGACUGACUGGGACAUCGCCACGGUAAACCCUCAAGCAGGUUCCGUCACGAGUACAGGAGUUUCCACGCCCACACUGUUUUCUGAGUGCCAAAGCAAUGCUGGUGAUGGUGGUCAUCAUCAUCAUUAUCAGCAGCAGCACUGCUCGCUUUGAUCCGCGUCUGUCUCCAUGACUCGCUUAUUCAGUCCCGCACCUUUUGGCAACACAGCCCAACCGGCACCCAUGUUGUUCUGUUGCAUUUUGUAUAUAGAGGAUGUAAAUGUUCUUUAUUUCUUAUCGAUAGGGUUAUUAUGAUGACAAAGAUUGCAAUACCUCAAGAGUCGUUCCAUAGGUUAAUUAACUGAGGAGUUUUUGUUGACUUAUUACGAAAGAUGUAGUUAUUUUUUAUCGUGGAUCAAUUUAUACAAAUGUCAGGAUAACCUGCACCUUGCAAUGUUUCGUUACCUGAUAGCCUGUUACGUAAGGACUGUAGGUUACACACAGCCUCUUUACUUUCAGCAGUUUCGUAUUUAUAGGAUUUUAUGUGUAUUUUUGGCCAAGUUCUUUCAUUUGUUUAUUUAAGUAGUAAGUGUUUCACCAGUUAUGUAAGUUAAUAUGAUACCUCCACAGUAUUUUUUGGUUCACUGUAUUUCGUGUUUUGUGUGAUCACUGCCUGUUGACUUCACCGGCAAGAUCGCGUUCAGCCUCGCGUCCCAUGAUAGCAACACAUGUGAGUGUCAACGCCUCCCACGUGGACUUCGCAAAGCGCACACGUUGCGGUGUUGUCUCUGUGCCACCACUGAUACCAAACUACAUUGUGUUUGAAUGGCCACCUCGAGUUAUAGAAAUUAUAUUGGAUGUCGACCGACCUCAAGACACCAGAGAUAUUUCAAGACAGCCUCUGUGUGAUGCCAGGAAGGUACGUGUACUGACAGUCUCGGGUAAUGUCAGCGGCACAAAGGUUCUCACCAACACAAAGCUGCCGCCUUACCGAGACAGCGUGACCUCCGUAACCACUGAGAUGAACUGAUGUAUUUUGUGGGUGGCUUUUUUUUUUCCCCUCAUUCUUUUUGUGGUAACCGUGUCGAUAAUCCAAAGUUAAGGAAUUCGAGAUAUCGAGACCCACAAGCAUUCCAGCUCAAGUGGAUACUAAAUAUUGUGUGGAAAAUUAAUGCGAUUGAACUUUAACAAUGCGAGUUGAACUGGACAGCACAUCAAGAUCUUCCCGUACAUGUGGGCGACCCAGAGGGUCGGACGGUUGUGAAGUUGACAUUUUGUAGGACACUUGGGUUUUGUAGAGCGUGUCUUCAGUUUUACCUGUGUGUGUCAUGUCCCCGAAUCACACUUUCACUACUGUAUGAGUUCCCUGAGACCUGCAAGCUUCCCAGUACAGCAGCGCGCGGGCGACUCAAGAACCAUUUGUGUGGGACUACUACUACAACGAAACAAGCAUCAGAAUAUUAUCAUUAUUUCUUGGUAUUCAUUAUGCGUCUAGUGUCAUAAAAUGUCCCAAUGAGAUAACCGGACUUUGAUGACUGGAAUGAAGCUUGCCUUUGUUUCCUUGAGUUUAGUGAAAGACGUCCGGAGACACCAAUCUCAGCUGCGGCCUGUUUGAUGAGUUUGUUCAAAGAGCGUCUUGGUUGCAAUAUGUAUCGGCAGUCACUUCUUCCUCUCUCAGUUUGAUGCGUGACUCAUGAAGCUAUUCACUUUACCUAAGAUUACAUUCAGACAUGCUGUGUUUGUCCAAAGAAUUGCACCGUACUUCCAUUACACUUAUAUCAUAUCUGCCAUACACUGCGUAUUAUUUAUUAGAGAAACACCUUUGAAUUUCUUCCUCUGCUUCACCGGCACUUUGCACCAAGCCUUGGUGGUUCUUGAUACGAGUUACUUUUGAGAAAGACUGGUGACGUGCACGCUGUCAGGUUACUGCAGAUCAUGGUCGUGUGUAGCAUUGUGCAGUGACUUGUUCGAUAAGUGUAUUACCACUUUAUUACUGCUUACACAGUGACCAGUGGCUUCACAGAAUUCAGACUAUAAAACCCCAGCAACUACGUUCAAAGAGAAAAAAAAUAAGAUAUUUUCCUGUCAUGAACUUUGAAGGACACCAGGCUCUUCAACCCAAGAACUUACCCAGUGGUGUCUUACGACGGUCACUUUUCCCCUAGUUAGGUGACAUUCUGAUGGCUCCAAAAGAAAAAUAUCCAUGGCUGGGUAAUUUCUUGAAUCCUGAGGGGCCUAUAACUACCUGGGACUUCUAAGACUGGCUUUUAAUGGAUCUGUCUUGUGGACGAAACCUUGAAACCCACAGAGAAUCCAAGAAGCCACGAAUGUGUCAACUCAGUUAAUGGAUCUUGACACAAAGCACUUCCUCCUCUUGAUGGAAGUGAUGGUGUAUUGUGUAUUCUUCCCUCCCUCAGCGCGUCCCCUUGACAGAUAACCUACUCGCUCAUUUCGUGUAAACCCCGCCCCUCCCUGCCUAUGAUUCCUUUUUCAGUGGUAUCUGAUGUAUGUUCCCUCCCUUGUCCCGAGUCCUUGAGGCCCAAUAUUAUACAUGGGCGACUCCAGUGGCUGUUAUUAGGUGUUGCAACCCUCGUGCCUCCCACCCUUAGGUGUUGCCCCCGCUGCCCCCUCCCCUGUGACGUAGACACAGUCGAUGUUUUUUCUUUUUUUCUUCCAUAAGUGAUCACUGUGCUCUUUGGCACCUUGAUGGUGUUGCCAUAUAUUUUUUUUUCUGAGUGGUUUCUAGUGUUGCCAUCAUCUUAGUGGUCCCUUCUACAGUGUUGCCACACCUUAGUGGUCCCUAUAAGCGGCUAUGCCACCUCCCCAGUGGUCCCUGCACACUGGUGCCACACCCCAAUGGCUCCUACACAGUUGAGCCACUUCAGUCAUGUCCGGAGUGUCAUCCUCCGUGGCCUCUGCCAUAUUAUAUUACUUCCUUAGUGGACCCUUUACAGUGCUGUCACGCCUCAGUGGCUCCCUUAGCGUGCCACACAUUGGUGGUCCCGCCAAGGCGGUACCAGUGGUCAUCAAUAGCGUGCCACUCCUCGUGGUCCCUAUAGCGCUCCCAUCCCUUGUGGUUCCCAACAGUGUUCAGACACUUCUUCCAUGGUCCUUGUAAAUUGUUGCCACUCCAGUGCUCCCUUACAGUGUUACCAGAUCUUCAGCAGUGAACCAGUACAGCAUUUUCAAUUCCCCUCCCCAAGUAACCUUACCGGUGUUGCCAUAUUUUCCUGGUGGUUUACCUCCUAUGGUGCCACUUCCCCAGUGCUCCCUCUACAUGUUGCCAUAUCCAGUACUCCUCAUACAAUGUUACCACUUGACCAGUGGUCCCUCUACAGUGUUGCCACCUUCUCCUCAGUGGUCCCUCUACAGUGUUACCACCUCCGCGCUUGGCGGUGUAUGGGCGCGGUGUUGCUGUAGUUCUUCCACGUUGUGUGUCGUCUCGUAUAGUUUGUGGUGUGUGUGCUGUGAGACACACAGACAGACAAACAGACGGUCAGGUGGUUGGGGAGUGUGAGUGAAGAGUGAGCGUGAGGCGUGAGGGUGGUGGCGAUGGGCCCAAGACUUUUAGUCAUGAGCUCACUGCCACCACCACCAGGACUGGCCUGCGUGGCGGCCAGCUCCUGCCUCCCUCACGCUGGACGAGUGUAGUGUGAGUGUGUGAUGUGAAGGUGGCAGCUGCCACUCAGUCGGCUAGCCAGCUGACCAGCCUCCGCGAUGCGGGGUCCGGACUGCUGCUCCUGCCGCUACUGUUGCUGGCACUGCCGAGAGUCGUCAUAUCCAGCCAGGGUCCACCGCAUAUCCGCCAGGCGGCCGUCCCGCCCACACGCAUCUGCGGGCCGCGCCUCCUGGCCCGGGCCGCACUCGUGGUGGCCCCCCUGGCCCUGGGCCCGCGCCGCCCGCUUUAGCAGCACAGCACUGGCGGGGGUGCGGGCCGGGCCACCCCACGCGCCACCCGGGGCUCAGUUGUUCUUCGAACAAUUGGGUGGCGCGCGGGGCCGUCGACAAUCGCGUGUUGUUGUGUCGCUGUGGCUUGUGGUGCAGCGGACGGUGCGCGCGGCUCACCCAGCCGUCGCUGCCGGGAGACCCGCGGCCAGGUGGACCGCCCGGGCCACCCGGCACCGACCUGCUGUCCCGCCCGCGCCGCCCACCGCCCAGAACACGCCCACACAUGUCAGUAUUUAUUCAGUUUAACCUGCAAUAAAAGUCAAAUCUAUAUUCAUGUGGAUUAUAGAGUGAUAACAUUCGUGAACAUAUAGAAUAUUACAUGUACAAAUAUA
Molecule: messenger RNA, 8867 nt
Organism: Scylla paramamosain (green mud crab)
Lineage: Eukaryota; Metazoa; Arthropoda; Malacostraca; Decapoda; Portunidae
Product: diacylglycerol kinase theta-like
Molecular function (GO): ATP-dependent diacylglycerol kinase activity; nucleic acid binding
Source: RefSeq, a predicted model, not a curated record